Molecule: messenger RNA, 4526 nt
Organism: Arabidopsis lyrata subsp. lyrata
Lineage: Eukaryota; Viridiplantae; Streptophyta; Magnoliopsida; Brassicales; Brassicaceae
Exons: 12
Coding region: 358-4305 (1315 amino acids)
Source: RefSeq, a predicted model, not a curated record
UAUAUCUACAGUUUUCAUCUCUGGCUCGUGUUGUUUGUGUAUAUGACGAGGAAAAGCAAAAAUCGAGAAGAAAACUUGGGAGCCUAUCACUGAAUCUUAGACCAGUGAAGGAGAUAGAGAGAUAGAGAGAUUUUUGUCAAAUCGAAUCUGGAUAUAUAGAUAAGUUAGGGUUUGUAGGAGUUGGAGAGGGAAAUUAGGGUUUCGUUUUUCUCAAUAGGCUGAUGGAGAUGGUCUCGGAAGCGAAUUCAUGAUUUUGAGACCUGAAUCAUUUUUUGAUAUGUUCUUUGUCCCUUUGUACCAGUUGCAAGAGCUGGAUAGAAAUCGUUUUGCGAGUCAGGCUAAUUAAUUUUGUUGAAGAUGGCUGAUAGAAGAGUUGGUAAGCGCCAAAUGGGUCAGAGAAGUUUUUCAAAAGUGGAGUCUGGAACUUGUAAUGUUUGUUCUGCUCCUUGUUCAUCAUGCAUGCACCGUAAUGUAGGUUUCACAGGAUCAAAGUUGGACGAGUCAUCAGAUGAAAACUGUCAUGGAGUAGUGGGCAGCCAGUGUUCUGUAAUCGAGGACGAUCUUUUGCCUUCUUCCAUGGUUAAUGCUCACAACAGUUUAAAUAACACUACUAGUGAAGCAAGCAAUCUUGUCAAUUCCAGUCAUGAUGCUCUCUCUGAGAAUGCUGAGAGUAAGGAAACUAUAAGAUGUUCUGGGAUAUCAGAUGAUUCCGGAGCUGUUGCAAUGGCUUCUAAGACAUCUCUUUCUGGGAGCAGGAUGAAACAUAAAGUUUCUGCAUCAGCUAAUAUAUUAGAUCGGAGCUCUAACUGUAUAGAGGGCCAGGAAGAUGGGAUAUUGUCUGCUGAUCGAGCCAAAAAGUUGAAAUCAGGUUAUUCUAUUAACAAGAUGGGCAACAAGGAUUCAGCUGAUGGUUCAGCUCUCAAUUCUGAUCCAAUUCUGGGUGGAUCUAGGAAGGAUGAAGUGAAAUUACAAUCUUUGCAUAAUCCGUCAUCCAACCAUGAUGACAGAGUUAGUUCUGAGAGGGGAAAUUUUAAGGAAAAAUCAGGACCAGCGGGUAACAAAGAGAGACAGGAACCUUCCGUUGAAGGAUCUACGCGUUCAGGCGAGAACAGGAAGGAUGGUAAGUCAAGUAAAAGCUCUUCGUCAAACUCAUCGGCUGUGUCUGAGAGCGAGAGUCAUGAUUCUGAAAUGGUGGAACAUGAUGUAAAGGUUUGUGAUAUCUGUGGAGAUGCUGGUCGUGAAGAUUUACUCGCUAUCUGUAGUGGAUGCAGUGAUGGGGCAGAACACACCUAUUGCAUGCGGGAAAGGCUCAAUGAAGUUCCUGGGGGUGAUUGGCUAUGUGAAGAAUGUGCUGAGGAAACUGAAAAGAAGAAGCAAGAAGCUAAGAGAAAAAGAGAAACUGAGGUAACCCUCAAUACACAUAGCUCUGGCAAAAGGCACGCAGAUAAAAUUGAGGCAGCUCCAGAUGCCAAAAGACAGGCGGUUGAGGCUUCAACUGGGUCACCCAAGAAAUCCAUUCUCCCCAGAAUAGGUGCGUUAUCUCGGGAGGCAUCAUUCAAGGGCUUAGACAGGUUAAGGGGAAAGCUAAAUCAUCAAACAUCAUUCAGUGAUGACACAGAAAGUGCACGAUCUACUGGUUCACAGCUCCAACCUCCAAAAGGUGCAUUUUUGAAAUCCAGUUCCUUCAAUUGUUCGAGCUCGAAACCGAAAGUGCAACUUAUGGAUGAUGCUAUUCACCCAAGACAGAAGACUGGCAAAGAAUUUACUGCACUUGAUUUAAAGGAGGGGGGUUUUAGGAAUGUAGGCAAGUCAAUGCCAAGUAGAACUACAGAUGCAGGGAAUUCUAGUGGUAACGACUCACAAGCAAAACUGCUUGGAUCCAAAGUUUAUCAUUCACAAGAAGGGAAAAGCUUAAAGCAAGUGAAGGAUCGUAAUAGAGAAGCUAAUGCAUCAGCAUCCUCCAUCGACCAGAAGUUGAAGUCACGCGGCAAUUUGUCUGUUUCGCAUGCAAACAGUAAUCGUGAUUUAAAGGGUUUACAGUCUGAUGGUAAACGAGGUAACUUGACGAAACAAGUCAGCAAUCUAAACCGAAACCGUCUAGAAAAUCCAGUUGUUUCGGGAGGAGAUAUUUCCACAAAUGAAAAGUGCAGUGCCAGCGAGCAAAGUUCAAGUCAAGCUGACUGUAAGGACGAACUGCCAUCCACUUCUUGUGCAGGUGAAGGCCUGCCAAACCACGGUACUGUAGCUUUACAGGAUGGAUUGCCGCGGUCCAGGGAAUCUAGAGAGGUGGGGAAGAAAAGCAAAGAAGCCUUCAGUAAACGCCAAAGGUCUAACCUGUUGUCUGGUGCAAAAGGCUUACCAUCAUCUCAAAAGGGAGGUCAGACUGCGGAAUCGAGCGACACUUCAGGCGUGUCUGAUAGUGAUCUCCCUACCACAAAAAACGUUAAGGAGGAUUUAAAUAAGGGUAAUAGGUUGCGAGCAGCAGUAGAUGCUGCUCUGCGUAAAAAGCCCAGCUUUGGCAAGAACAGAGUAGUGGAGCAAUCUGAUGCGUCUUUGGUAGCUAAUGUGCCUUCAAAGAUGCAUAAGAAUUAUGUGUCACACGAAGGAUUGCAAGGAGGGCAUCCGACUUUAUGGCCUGCUUCUGAUCCGUACAAGCAGACAGUUGUAACAAAUGAGAAGCAGCUUGUAUUCUCUGGUGCUGAUACUAUACCUCCACGAUCUGUGGAACCUGAAGUCAAUUUUCCCUCCGUAAAGCCUGUCAUGAGAGAUUUGCCUUUGAUCCCCACACCUGUUAUGUUGAGAAGCUCAGCCAUUCCGGACCAUGAGUUUAUAUGGCAGGGUGACUUAGAGGUGCGGAAAAUCAGAAAUCAGUCAGCUAUGCAUAGGGGAAUGCAAGCACAUCUAUCAACCUUAGCAUCACCCAGGGUUGCUGAAGUAGUGAAUAAAUUUCCAGAAACAUUCAGCUUAAAUGAAGUACCUCGGGAGAGUUCAUGGCCUGAACAAUUUGAAAAAUUAGGUACUAAGGAAGACCAUAUAGCUCUAUUCUUCUUUGCAAAGGACAUUGAGAGUUAUGAGAGAAAUUAUAAGCCUCUGGUAGAUAACAUGAUCAAGAACGAUUUAGCCCUAAAGGGAAACCUCGAUAAUGUUGAUCUUUUGAUUUUUGCAUCCAACCAGCUUCCUUCGAAAUGCCAGCGCUGGAACAUGUUAUAUUUCCUUUGGGGUGUAUUCCAAGGAAGAAAAGAGAUUUGCACUAACUCACAAAAGAGCACAUCUUUGCCUACUUCAAAUGGUUUGCCGUGUGACAGAGACCCCAAUGAGCUGUGUGAAACGAGUUCUCCUUCCAAGCAUUUGGAGAAAGCGUCUUCUCUACGUGAGAGCUCACGCAACAGAAUUGAAACUCGGAAUGGGACUGAUUCACUAAGUCAUGAAAAUCCAAAUAACAGAGAAUCCUCUAUUGAGCGAUCACCGAGCACAACGGAGGAAAUAGCUCUUAAAAUGGAGGAAAUAGCUCUUAAAAUGGAAGAAAUAGGUGUGAAUCAUAUCCCUCCUCAAGCUACUGGAUCAAAUUCUGGAGAUAGUCUAGUGAGGAAGGUUCAGCAAAUCGAGGAACAAGAAUUAGGUGGUAGAAAGGAUCUGCCUUUGACGGUCAUGGGCUCAGGGAUCCAGUCCCAUGGGCAAGACAAUCCUCUAGAGAAAGAUCUCAACUGUAGUCAGGCUAGUCACAGGAAGCGUCCACUUUGGGAACUGACAAGACCCGCUAACGAGGAUUCCUCUGCCAUAAACCAGAAAGUGGAGCUCAAUAAUGACGGUUUAUGCGAAGGAUCUCCGAAUAAGAAGCUGAAGACAGAAAACGGAAGCAGCAGCCUCUGCCGGGAUACAUCUGGUCAUGAUUCUGGGAUCAUGAAAAAGAGUCCCAAAGUCGUGUUCCCAUUGGACUUGAAUGUCGAAAGAGACGACAGUGAACUGGUCGAUAAUAUUAGCCCACUUGGCAAUGACGAUAAGAAUGAGAGCAGCAACAAGAGAGGGCUAAUAAGCGGUAGAGUCCCGAAUCUGGAGCUGGCAUUAGGAGCUGAGGAAACAAUAACAGAAGAAGCCACUAUGGGACUAUUGCCUUUCUUAAGCAGAAGUGGCAACUCGGGUGAAGAAAGUAAUAAUAGUAUGAAUAAAGAAAAACAGAAAGCAGAUGAAGAAGAAGAUGACUCGGCAGUGGCAGCUUCUCUGUCGUUAUCACUCUCAUUCCCGGGAAAUGAGGAGAGGAAGAAUGUGAAUACUCCGUUGUUCCUGUUCAGAGACCUUCCCAGAUAAUUAAGUUAUUAUCGCAAGUUUUUAAAUAUAUUUUGAGUGUCUUUAGUUGUCUUUUGGUUGGUGAAGAAGACUCCAACGAGAUAAAAUCACAGGUUUUGUAUAUAAAAGUGGUGAUGGGAUUAAAAAAAAAAAGAUACCGAAUGUUUUUAAAAUAAUAAUUGGUUGAUAUAUCUAUAUCUAUAUCUAUAGAAAGGCAAAAUAGUGAUCUGAAUUCAUUUCUC